This is a messenger RNA of Toxoplasma gondii ME49, 2419 nucleotides long. Its product is annotated as TPRX1 protein. The record is from RefSeq and is a predicted model, not a curated record. The coding region runs from base 307 to 1524 and encodes 405 amino acids. NCBI's taxonomy places the organism in Eukaryota, Apicomplexa, Conoidasida, Eucoccidiorida, Sarcocystidae. The transcript is spliced from 6 exons.
UUUGCCAGAAACACGGAAUUGGGUGUUCCGCUGUUCUCUCGUCUCCCAAGGGCGAAGACAGAUCCGCUAUUGCGGUCAUCCGUUUUUCGACGGCAACUAGGCAGUUCCAUUUUCGUUGGCGGGGUCCGAAGCAAGCUUUGCUCAAGAGUUGGUUCCAGGUCGCGAUGUUCUUUUCGGAAAAUUGCCGGACUGUUUGCCUCCAGUCUGCCUCAAGUUUCACCACAUCCUCGUGAUGUGUGCUGAGUCGGUUUUUGUUCGAAUAGCCCCGACGCUGGGGUUGAGCCUCGUUUCCUUUACUUACGUCACAUGUGGGUGUUGGAGAGAAAACACACCGCGAUUAUUUCUCAGGGCAGGACUAACAGAAAGGAGCGAGCAUCAGCGAAUGGGAUGCACGAUCAGGACAGCGAACUCAGCUUGUAUAAGGUCGUUCUCGGAGCGGCGGCUUUGCUAUCGGCGGCGCUGUUCACACACCUCCGAAAAAUGCGGGACGCCAAGUACCUCACUCAGCAAGAACUUUCCCAAGCUGUAGCUCGUCCUGUUUAUACCUGGAAUCCAUAUCCCGAGCUGGCGCCUCGUCCUUAUCGCGAUCUCCGUAAUUAUUCUCUUGCCGCUCGCCAGUCUCCUGUUCCGGCUACCGACUGUGCGGCUUGUGCCUCUCCUGAGCAUGCGCCGUCUGCCUCUCCGGAGCCUGCUCCUCCUGCCUCUCCAGAGCCUACCCGAGUUGACGCUCCCAAAACCUCUUCUCCUGCUGCUCCGACAGCUUCUGAUCCGGAUACCCAGAGUGGUCUUGGUUUUGCUCCCCAGUACGUUCCUGGUUCUCCUGCUCCGUAUGCUCCUGGUGCCGCUCCCGAGCAUGCUCCUGGAACCAUUCCCCAGCAUGCUCCUGGAACCAUUCCCCAGCAUGCUCCUGGAACCAUUCCCCAGCAAGCUCCUGGAGCCAUUCCCCAGCAAGCUCCUGGAGCCAUUCCCCAGCAUGCUCCUGGAGCCAUUCCCCAGCAUGCUCCUGGAGCCAUUCCCCAGCAUGCUCCUGGAACCAAUCCCCAGCAUGCUCCUGGUCCUGCUUCCGAUCAGCGACCUGCUAUGGCUCCCAAGCCUAUUCCUGGUGCUGCUGCCCAGCCUCUGCCUGGCAUGGGUUCCAAGCCUGUUCCUGGUGCUGCUGCCCAGCCUCUGCCUGGCAUGGGUUCCAAGCCUGUUCCUGGUGCUGCUGCCCAGCCUCUGCCUGGCAUGGGUUCCAAGCCUGUUCCUGGUGCUGCUGCCCAGCCUCUGCCUGGCAUGGGUUCCAAGCCUGUUCCUGGUGCUGCUGCCCAGCCUCUGCCUGGCAUGGGUUCCAAGCCUGUUCCUGGUGCUGCUGCCCAGCCUCUGCCUGGCAUGGGUUCCAAGCCUGUUCCUGGUGCUGCUGCCCAGCCUCUGCCUGGCAUGGCUCCCAAGCCUGCUCCUGGUGCCAGCGCCCAGCCUGCUCCUGGUGCCGGCGCCCAGCCUGCUCCUGGUGCCGGCGCCCAGGCUGCCCCUGCUGCCGCCCCCUAAGGUGCUUCUUGUUCCGCUUCCAGUCCUGAUCGUGAUGCCGCUCGCCAAGGUUCUUCUGGUGCCGCUCGCAAACCUACUCCAGAUGUCACUCCCAAACCGGCUGCUGAUGCCGCUUCCCAGCAUUCUGAUGCCGCCCCCCAAUCUGUUCGUGCUGGGGAUCCCCACACUACUACUGCUUCUCCUUAAACUGGCGCUGCUGGCGCCUUCAAAGGCGAAUAAAGUGCAACGUGCAUCCGAGUGCUCUGCGUCCGCCUGGUUGUGGUUCGCUUAGUGGGUCGACCAAAACAAAACGAGAGGCAUAUCGGCAAUGUUGAAAAGCGGCAAGGGGGGCGGGGAGGCGGAGACGUUGAUAAGAAGAGGCACUGAGAAAUCAUCUUCACCAACACACAGAUUCUCAACUUUGACAGGCCAUGCGUCAUGCAGAACAUGACCCAUCCAUGAGCUCGAAACCCUCUGAUCGUGAACAGGGUGGCUGAUUGCUUUGUACUAGUGACGGCAGCUUCAGUGAGACCAGAUAUGACGAUGCAUAGAGUACUUCAUGUGACAGGGAAUUUCAUGCGAUACAUUGUCCGUACCGGUCUCGUUUUGCUGCACACUACCUUCCCGUAACCGCUUCUGCCCUUCGACGGACAGAACGAUUCAUUUUGUCGACUCAUUCGUCUAUCGUAUCGACCACUACAUGUUUGACUGGAAAUGGUAUAUGGAAGACGCUCGCACAAAUGACACGGCGUGCUCAUAUUGCGCGAGACACAUUUGUGUGGGGUCUCGCGUCCCGUGAUGUCCGUGGGACAGCCAAGCUGCCUUCCAUUUUGGUGAAAUGCUAGCGGUGUUCCACCGGACUCAAUUGUUGCAUUGAAUACUAUAACGAAAAGGGCGUUCCACAUGUUACAUUUAU